Messenger RNA from Symbiodinium sp. CCMP2592, 1713 nucleotides. NCBI's taxonomy places the organism in Eukaryota, Dinophyceae, Suessiales, Symbiodiniaceae. The record is from the annotation of a GenBank genome assembly.
AUGUUCAAGUUUGGUAUCUUUCUGCUGGCCAUCGCUGCCAUCUUCGGCCUUCAGUGGUACUUCGAGGCAACGACCACGGAAGGGCAGUGUCCAGGCUGCGGAGUCUUGCAGAGAGGUAGCAACACAGAGCCCUUCAACUGCGGCAUGUGCGGCCUGGAGCUCGAGGUGAAGGAUGGGCAAUUCGUGCGGUAUAUGAAGAGCGGACAGGCUCCUCAGACGCCCUUCGAGCAGAUGCGGGACUUCGCCAAGCAGGCCGCAGAGACGAAGCCCCCACCGAAGGCUUCACCGAAAGCUUCGAGUACUGGUUCCAAGAAGAGCUCCAGUGCAGAGGUCGUUGACGUGGAGGAGUGUAAGAGAGCAUUUUUCGGCGAAGAAGAAGACAUGGCCGCUUCGGGCGAAGAGAGCACGGGCGCGAGCCGCAUUUGCAUCCUGGGAGCCGGGCCUGCCGGCUUGGGCCUCGCCCUUGGCAUCGCGAGACGUGGCUUUUCGGGGGGUGUGGUGGUCUACGACCAGGCAGAAGACCACGAGACGGCUGCGCGGUACAAUCCCGACCGGAGCUACACCAUCGACAUCACGGGCCACGGGGCACGUGCACUGGACUACCUGGGAGUGACGCAUCGCUUUGACGAGCAGUUGAUCAAGUUCCGCGGGAUCCGCAUUCUGCCGCUCGGGAAGGAAGAGCCGUGGACCGGUCCGGGCUGGACCGGGUCCCGCGGUGACAUCUGCCGGGCGCUGCUGCGCGAGUGCAGGGAGAACUAUCCCGGAAAGGUGAAGUUUGUGUUCGGAACGACAGCAGAAGUACAAGACGCCUACACGGGCACGGUGGUUCUCAAGGACGGCAGCGGCGUCCUCACAAAAAGCUUUGAUUUGGUCGUCGCCUGUGAUGGGGCUGGCAGCACGGCCCGGACCAAAAUCAUGGCAGACGUGCCGGGCUUCAAGAGUGAGAAGGCGUCUUUAACGAACUUCUGUACCAUGAUACACUUCGACCAAAACACAGAGGAGCUGGAUCCAUCCUGGUUGUAUGUCCUCAACAUCGAUCCCCCUGCUGUCGCCGGUGCAAUUAAUGGCGACGGGGGUCCCAGAGAUCCUAAAUGGUUUUGCCAGAUAGGCUUCAGGUGCAAGAACGAGUUCAAAGAUGUUCCCGACGCGAUUAAAUACAUCAAGAAGACAGCUCCCAAAGUGCUUCGGCAUGUUUCUGACAAAGAGCUGGCAGCCUUCGCCAAGCGGGAGUGUGUGCAUAUUGGACGGGCUGUGGUCUGCAACACCUUCAAUGCAGGGCGCUUGGUCCUGCUUGGUGAUGCCGGCAACCCGUUUCCCCCUGUCGGGCAGGGCAUCAAUGCAGCUCUGGAAUCGGCGAUGGUGCUGGACCAGUGCUUGGCGGCUGCCGAUUCACAGGGUCGGGACUUCGGCUGGGCAGGCGCGAAGUUCACCGAGACCUGGCUGCCGGAAGCCCACGCCGUGAGCUGGAUCGCCCAGAGGGUGGAGAGCGGCAACCUCUGGAAGAUGGGCUUGGUGGUGCUCGCUGUGCUCCUGCGCAUCAGUGUGCUUAGCGAUGCGAAGAAGGAUGACCGGAAAUGGUCCUCUGUGGCAGAGGCCGCCAAGGCACGACAGGCCCUGGGCUUCCGCGUUGCGCACCGUCUUGUACAAGCUGCAGUCUUGGGCCUCACAUUCUUUGCCGGCUACAAGAUCGGCAAGAAGCGCCUAGAGGGGUAA